Molecule: messenger RNA, 2353 nt
Organism: Rhipicephalus microplus (southern cattle tick)
Lineage: Eukaryota; Metazoa; Arthropoda; Arachnida; Ixodida; Ixodidae
Product: DNA excision repair protein ERCC-8
Biological process (GO): protein polyubiquitination; transcription-coupled nucleotide-excision repair; proteasome-mediated ubiquitin-dependent protein catabolic process
Cellular component (GO): nucleotide-excision repair complex; Cul4A-RING E3 ubiquitin ligase complex
Molecular function (GO): protein binding
Source: RefSeq, a predicted model, not a curated record
UCGAAGCACGAAGCGUCUCUGUCGCGGUUGUCGUGUUUGUUAUGGAAAUUUAUACGACUGCCCGUAUCUUUCAGACGUCUUCCCGGCUGUCUUGUCGCACCGUCAAGACCGUAACGCAGUGAUGUCGAGUGUUUGUGUUCUUCGAACGCCGAGAAGCAUUCUCCGCACGAAGUAUCGACUCUGAGCGGCUUCAACAUCGCAAGCUGUGAGAUGCCGGUUGCGGAUGGAUGGUUGCUGACUGACAAUGACGUGGAACAGUGCGAAUGAACAGUGAGGAAAUACCUUCAGGAGCUGGUGGCAAAGUGUCCGAAAAGACUGCGAACUAAUAAGUGUUGCAGUUACGUUUCCUGACCGGCGGUCCCCGUCGCUAUGCUUGACCAUCGUGUCGAGUGUGGCAUUGUGCCGCGAGUCGCCUUCGAAGUGUCCCAGAGGGAACGGCGACUACAACGCAUCCAACUGAGCCGUCACCAAGAUCUCGAACUGUUUCAUGGUUCGGGAGUCAACUGCCUGUCGCUAGAUCCCAUUGAUGGCCGAUACCUCUUGUCGGGCGGUGCUGAUGGGGGCCUCUGCAUCCAUGACUUGUACUCCGAUUUGGGCAAAACCAAACGCACAUGCAAGGCCAUCUGCAAACUUUCCAAGCACGAGGCGCACAUCUUCUCAGUCUCAUCAGUACACUGGUACCCAUGUGACACCGGCCUCUUCACAUCUUCGGGCAUGGACGGCACCCUUCGAAUUUGGGACACCAACGCGCUCCAGCAGGUAGACUUGGUCCGUCUCAGCGAUCUCAUUUUCUGCCAUCACGUCGAAGUGGCGCAACCCAACCUCUUGGCCGUGGGAUUCAAGAAACCUUGGGUCGUGUUGGCGGACAUGCGAACGGGCAAAGCGUGCCAGCAGCUGCGGGGUCACGCGGCCAGUGCGCUUGCGGUCCGCUGGAACCCACAUACUCCGAACCUUCUGGCCUCGGGAUCCCGAGAUGGUUCGGUGAUCCUGUGGGACGUGAGGAGCGCACGCACCUGCCUGGCAACGUUGCAGGGCCACAAGGGUGGCACGACAGCCAUGACUUUCUUGCCCGACGGCCUGCAACUCCUGACCAUGGGCAGGGAUGGCCGUGUCAAGCUGUGGGACGUGGCGAAGUGCACAUUGAGCAGGGCACACUCGGGACUCGCCUGCUGCAUGUCACCCAUGCAAAUGUCCGCAACUCAGGAGGUGGCCCUGCUUCCAUCCGGCCACUGCCUGCUUUUCAUGAACCUGGUGCGAAAGCAGCCUCUGCAGGCACUCAGCGGGGCUCACUUUGGACAGGCCAACUGCGUGCUCAUCUGCGGCGACACCCUGGAGGCAUUCAGUGGCGCGAACGACCGCACGAUACUCUGGUGGACGUCGUGCGUUGACCGCGAGCAGGCGCUGGACGCCUAUCAGGAAGGCAUGCCAGACUCGUGGAGCGAUGAGGGCGAACCUUUCUGAAGGACUGGGUGGGUGUCCACGAUGGACUAGUUCUUGUAACAAGUGGCAGGACCAGCUUUUUGAAACUAUUGAUGUGUUGUGUCAGGCAUUGUGUGUAUCAAGAAUGAAGCACAAGACAGCAAACUUUUCAAGACAGCCUUGAAGUCUUCACGGCAAUGGAUUCUCAGAAUGGAUCUGACUCUAAAGUGGAUAUGAGGCAGGGCACUGGAAAUUAAAGUGUGGCGGGGAAAGGCUACAUCGUUCGUUUUUUAAUAUAAAGAGUUAUUGCAGACUGCAGCACAAACAAUCUCAUAAGAAGUUGCUUCGGUGCUGGUUUAUGACGUGACAUGCUUACACAGAACUCUAGUGUGUUUGGACUCUUCCUGACCCUGCUGAAAAUUUUUUUGGAUUGCUGCAUGGUGUCGAUGAGAAGUUAGAUUUUUCUUAGUGCUUUUGAGGUGAAACCUCAGCAUCGGAAAUACCAAGAUUUUUGUCAUAGCAACUCGGUAAUAAUGAUGUAUUUCUGUGCGUGACAUUGCUGAAUCAAAAUACAGCGAUAACAGCCUCAUUUUUAUUGAGGGUUGAAUGGAAUAACGCAGUGUAUAACACAUUGAGUAGACGUUAAAAUGAUCUGGCAGUGGAAAUUAAUCCCGUGUCCUCUGCUAUCAAGUUCCUCAUAAAUCAGUUUGCUCUUAUGGUACAUUAACCUCAUAAUAUUAUUUACAUAUUUAAAUGGUCAAGCUCUUUGCCUAUGAGAAAUGGUGUUCGAUUUCUGAAUAAAACAAAAUGAAAGUUUGGCAGGUGUUCUUACAACACAAAAAGGCAGAAGCCUUGCUGCAUCCAUGUAAGGGAAGAUGAGCUGUUACGAGCAGCGGAUAUGUUUGACAUUAAAAUGGACCUUUUGUGCGCCUUA